This is a messenger RNA of Acanthopagrus latus (yellowfin seabream), 5730 nucleotides long. RefSeq names its product WD repeat-containing protein 20. Gene Ontology annotation, molecular function: protein binding. Lineage: Eukaryota; Metazoa; Chordata; Actinopteri; Spariformes; Sparidae. The transcript is spliced from 4 exons. Bases 1609 to 3663 code for a protein of 684 amino acids. The record is from RefSeq and is a predicted model, not a curated record.
GUUACAGCAGCUGAAGCAGCUGGGAGUUAUUUUUAAUACGUUAAAAAACAAACGUAAAGACAAACAUGACGCGGGUCCGUACAGAUCCUCCGGUGAAAUCCAAAGUGAUCUGAAAAGACGUUAUUGACACCCACCCAAGUUUUUAGCUCUGUGCGGUAAAUAACAUCUUUUUUUCAAAUUAAUUUGGGAUCUCGGAGCUUCCAGAGACUCCAGAGAGUUUUAUGGAGCCAUUUUAUGUUUGUUUUCACUUUUGUUUUAUGUUUUAAAACAAAUCCCCGACCACGUCAGCGUUUCAGGAGAAUGCUGCACCACUGUUCUGCUGUGAAGCUCCAGAAAUGUUUUGUGGAUUAUCAAACUUCACCUCCUUUAAGAAUCUCCCUCCGUUACUGUGUUUAGAUGGAGCGAGCUGUGUCGAGGCCCUUACGUACCACCAUGAGAAGAUGAUAUUUAAUAUUUCAGCUCACUCGAAAGUCCUGACUGCCUCAUGAGAAGCACAGAAGGAGAUUAGCGUCUGCACAGAUUUAUUUGAAAUGCAAAAACAAAACAUUUCAGACGUCUGAAGGCAAAUAAAGAGGCAGGAAUGUGUUUUAACUGAGAGCAAAUUACAGCCACAUCAUUCCCUGUUUUUAAAAUUGUGCAUUACAAAUAUCCAACAUGAGUUAAUUUUAUUAGGGAAAGCAGUUUUCCAUUUUAAUAUUUAAUGUUCAUUAAAAUUAAGCAGCCUGUGGCACUAAUCUCCCUCCAUGUGAAGUUAUUCUGUGUUGUUUUUUUGUUUUUUUUAAAAAAAGAGGCAAAACUACACAAAUAGAUCAAUCAUGGUGUUGUUUUCUCAUGAGGGCGGAGCUAUAAAGGGUCAUUCUGUAGAUUUAAGGGGAGAAUUUAAAGAUUUCUCUGUUGUCACGACUGAACAAACUGAAUAAACAAACUGACCUUAAAGGCCAAACACAGUUUCACACUGUUUUGCUUGUUGUGUACAGGUGGCGGACCCUGCCACCUUUUCCUCACACAGUGUUCUGGGACAGCUUGUUUAUUCACUCAUGGAAUAAAUAAAUAUAAAUAUGGGGUUUGUGUAAUUGUCUCGUUUGUAUUGCGAACAGAUUGAAUUGUCUUCUUCAAGGCUGUGCAGCGUUGAAGAAGACAAUUCAAUCUGUUUGCAAUAGAAAUGAGAUGUGCCCCUUUAAAUGUGGGGUAUGCUCAGUUGGUCGUCCGGACCGGAUGCCCUCUCUUUACCCCCCGACUCCCCCCGGUGGAGAGUGCGCAGUGCCGGGCAGCAGCAGCAGCCGUCGACGCAUCAUCAUCGCACGUAUUUUACGCACAGUGGAUGAACGGAGGCAGAGCCCCGGUGGAAGAUGAUGCUCACACCGGCUCAGGAGGGCUUUCUGUCGGGCUUCAUCCAUCAGGUCGCGGUGGUUCGGUCGCCGGUACUGGUGUAAAAUGCACUGGAUCGGACCGGGUGUGCUGGUCCGGCCUAGCUGAGCUCGGCUGCUGCGCUGCUCGCCGUCGCCUCUCCCAUUUCUCUUCUAGGACUUUUUUUUCCUUUUUUUUCUUGUAUCUUUAUUAUUUCCAGGUCAGAAUCUCAGUUUCCUGUGCGGCUUGUUUGUACUAAAAAUGGCCGGAGAUGGCGGCGCUCUGAAGGAUAUCAAUGAGAUUAAAUCCCAGUUCCGGACCAGAGAGGGCUUCUACAAGCUGCUCACCCUCUCGGACUCGCAGCAGCGGGGCGGGCUGCCGCGGGGUCCGUCCGCCGGAGCCACGCUGGGCCCAGGGGCCGGACCCGGUCCGAUACCCGGCGGAGGGGUCGGGCUGCUGCAGGGGCCCGGAGCUGCCGCCGCCGCCGCCGCUGCAGCCGCCGCCGCCUCCUCCUCCUCCAAUGCCGCAGCCAACUCCUCUCCGGCGGGCUUCCUGCCGCCGGUCCGGGUCUCCAUGGUCAAACUGCAGCCCGAAGACCCGAGCGAGGAGUCGGAGCGGGUCUGCUUCAACAUCGGCCGGGAGCUGUAUUUCUACACGUACACCAACAUCAAGAAGGCUGUAGACCUCAGCAAGCCGAUAGACAAGAGAAUCUACAAAGGGACUCAGCCGACGUGUCACGACUUCAACCAGUACUCCGCCACAGCCGAGAGUGUCGCUCUCAUCGUGGGUUUCUCCGCCGGACAGGUCCAGUAUCUCGACCCCAUCAAGAAGGAAACCAGUAAACUCUUCAACGAGGAGAGGUUGAUAGACAAAUCCAAGGUGACGUGCCUAAAAUGGCUUCCCAAGUCGGAGAACCUGUUCCUGGCCUCCCACGCCAGCGGACACCUCUACCUCUACAACGUGGACCACCCUUGUGGCACCACGGCCCCACAGUACUCUCUCCUGCGGCAGGGUGAAGGCUUCGCCGUCUACGCCUGCAAAACCAAGACCCCCCGCAACCCCUUGUUACGAUGGGCCGUGGGUGAGGGCGGCCUCAACGAGUUUGCGUUUUCACCGGAUGGUGUGCAUGUCGCAUGUGUGGGCCAGGACGGCUGCCUGCGUGUCUUCCACUUUGACUCGAUGGAGCUGCAGGGGGUGAUGAAGAGCUACUUUGGUGGACUGCUGUGCGUGUCAUGGAGCCCUGAUGGGAAAUAUCUCGCCACGGGUGGAGAGGAUGAUCUGGUUACUGUCUGGUCAUUUGCAGAAAGCCGCGUGGUUGCGAGAGGUCACGGCCACAAGUCCUGGGUCAAUGUGGUGGCAUUCGACCCCUUCACGACUUCCCUGGAAGAUGAAGAGCCUAUGGAGCUGAGCGGCAGCGAGGAGGACCUCCACCAGGGGGCACCAAAUAACUCCAUGCAUUUCGGCCGGGUCCGAACAAGCAGCACGUUGUCGCGUCUCUCUCGCCACAGCUCCAAAGGUGGCGGCUCGGCAGCAGUCACAUACCGGUUCGGCUCAGUGGGGCAGGACACUCAGUUCUGUCUGUGGGACCUGACGGAUGACGUGUUGUACCCGCGCCUGCCGCUGUCCCGUGCCUUUACUAACACUUUUGGACCCUCGCUGUCCAACUCUGGCAGUGGCGGGGUCAACAGCACUUCAGUUGGGGGAGGAAGUGGAGGGGUUGAGGGGCACCAUCACCCGCCUAACACUAACACCGGCACCUCCAACCCGCCAACGCUUCCCUUACCGCUUCCUCGCUCCCUCUCUCGCUCCAACUCUCUGCCCCACCCCGCUGUGGCAAACGCCUCCAAGGGCCCGGGUGCCUCGGAGGGCGGCGGGGGAGGAACAGGAGGGGGAGGGAGCAGCAACGCAGGAAACAGCACCCCUUUCAGCAUCGGUCGCUUUGCCACGUUGUCACUCCAGGAGCGCAAGUCGGACAAGUCCGGUUGUAGCAGCGGGGUGGAGAAGGAGCACAAGAGGUACCACAGCCUGGGCAACAUCAGCAAGAGCAACGACAAGAUCAACGUAGCGCCAAGGAGCAACCGGCUGGACGCCGCCAAGGUCCUGGGCACCACGCUGUGCCCGCGCAUGCACGAGGUGCCGCUGCUGGAGCCGCUGGUGUGCAAGAAGAUUGCCCACGAGAGGCUGACGGUGCUGGUGUUCAUGGACGACUGCAUCAUCACGGCCUGCCAGGAGGGUCUCAUCUGCACCUGGGCACGGCCGGGGAAGGUGAACUUGACAGCACAGAACGGGAACUCUCCGAGUGGCACAGUGGUAUAGCUGGAGGAGAAGCUUUGCACUCAUCCCUCCCUCCAUCUCCUCCUUGUCUUCCCUCUGUCACCGUUUCUACUGAUCUUCAAACGUCACAUUAGGGGCCGAUAACCAGAGACCGUACCCCAUCUACCACUGCAGUAUUAAACCCUCAGUAUUACUCUCUGUACUUGCCAUGAUCCAAACCCUAUUCCUUAAUGAUUUCACUCCCACAGCUGCCAGUCUGGUGGGAAACACUUCCUGAAUCUUUGACAGUAUGAAACUAACACAAAGUCUUCAGACAGACUUAGCUGGUGGAUCACAAGUGCUUGCUUCCAUAUCAGGCAGUGAGCCUGUCGCUCAGCACAGGCUGGGUUCUUGUUUCCAAUAUACAUGAUGUGGCCAAAAGUAUGUGGACAUUUAUCUGGACUUGUUUUGUUUAGGUGAGACCAGUUUGUUCCUGUGAAGAGAAGUUUUAAUACCACAGCAUACGUAACAUAUUUUAGAUAGUAGCAUUCUUCAACUCAGCCUUUCCUGUUUCAAGAUAGCGAUGCCACCGUGCACAAAGGCUCGUAAAGAAAUGGUUGUCCCAGUUCGGGUGGAGGAACUUAACACCGACUGAGAGUUUUAACUGGUCGCAAGCGGCGCUGCGUAACGUGGUGCGCCAUUUUCAGCCCAGCACGCUGAAUCUAUUGUCCUGUUAUCACCUUUCCAAACUAGCAGAGGACUUCUUUGGUUCUGGAAUAACAACAAUGAUGUUAAUGUGUACACACACCUUUGGCCUGUUAUGUAUUUAAACUUGAGCUUUGGUUCUGAGAUGCUACUAUUUUAGUGUUUUGUUAAAAUUCAAAAUUUCAUGACUCAGUUGUUCGUUCUCAGUCUUCAGAUCAACUGAUUUUACUGUUACUAUGCUAUUUUUUGCACAUCAAGUACAAAGAUGAAGUCGUAACAUGAGUAAGAAAUCUGAAACGCUCAGUGUCUGAUCCCUGAUGUUUUCACCACGCUGUCUUCAGGGAGAGUUUCCCACCUUCUGCCACUGUGGGAAUGAAAGUUUCCUCCCAGUUCUUCGGCCCUCUGCCUUCACGUUACUCGUCUGUGAUUCUCUGCAGAAAGACUGCGUCGAACAGAUCGUUUAUCCCUUCAUUCUGCAGCCCUGAGGGAGCGAACAGCAGGCCACACUUCAUUCGUCCUUCACCCGAUCCCUGCUCCUCUUUCCCCUUCAUGCAAAAGACACUGCAAAAGCCACGGCCAUUGUAUUUAAGUUAUUUAUUUUAUCACAAGACUGUGUAGUUAUUUAUAAUGUAAAUACUGAAAAUACUCUAUAAAUACAAAAAGGACAAACAUGUAUGGAAAUAAUGACUUGACAGCAAGGAAGUGAAGAAAAAACAGGAAAGAUGAAGAAUAUUAAUAUAUGAAGAUCCUUCUAUUGUACAUAGCAACCACAGUUAAAAAAUGAAUGUCUGCUGUUUUAGGGAACUUGAAGAUGUCAAUGUGUUUUUAUUUUGUGUGAUAGAGUUUCUCCAGUUUGUCCCCAAGAGCGAGCUGCGUUUAAUCUUGCAAACGCAAACAUUUUGGGUCCAGUGUGACUUUUUAGAGAGACCGACCCGAGUCGAGCACAGAGAGCAAAUAUUCAGAGCGGCUGCUCGGCUGAAAACCUCAGCCGACUGUCCGGAAAUGAAACGGUUCUGAAUCAUCCGAAUCCUCCCGAACAUCAUACGUGGACAAACAGCGUCUUAAUGAAUAACUUGCUCGUGAACAAACACACACUCUUGCACAUUCCGAACGUACAACUGCUCUCUCUUAUACACACACACACACACACACACACACGAUGGUGUAGCAUCAUAUUUACUGUGUCUUGGACUCCAUUCCUGUUGCACCUGAAUUGCCUCUUGCAAGAAUUUGCACAUAAUGAACCCACAGUCCAUCCUGAGCUGCCGUGAGAGACGAGAGGUGUUUUUGUCUUGUUUCAUCUGAACUCACAGCUUGAGCUGCAACUAACGGUUAUUAUUCAUGAUUAAUCGAUGAGCUGUUUGGGCUUUAAAAUGUCUGAAACUGCAACAAAAUAAAUGCCAAUCAGUGUUUCCACAAGUCCAA